This is a messenger RNA of Guillardia theta CCMP2712, 1254 nucleotides long. RefSeq lists its product as hypothetical. NCBI's taxonomy places the organism in Eukaryota, Cryptophyceae, Pyrenomonadales, Geminigeraceae. The transcript is spliced from 15 exons. The record is from RefSeq and is a predicted model, not a curated record. The coding region runs from base 1 to 1254 and encodes 417 amino acids. Gene Ontology annotation, molecular function: protein binding.
AUGGCCGUUGAAGGCAAGAAGAGCGGCACCAUGACGCCCGACGUGGUCAGGAACGGGCGAGGGCGCAAGACGACGAUGGGAGGUGGUUUUGUGUCCCACGUCCCGGCACGCUUCAGUGGGCCGAAGAGACAUGAAGUUCCAGCAAGCGAGCAAGAUCCCAGGAAUUUCGCAAUCAUGUCAGUCAAAGUUCGUGGGCUUGUUCCGACAUUUCCUGACGGCUCUCAAAUCAUCAUUCCUCCGAGACCCGCCAGCAUCUCCGCGCCCAAGAAGAAGGUAGAGGUUGGCGAGGCGCCGGAGCUAAGCAGGAAGUUAGAGAAGAAGAACGUUAUGUUGAGACUCUCUCAAGAGUACAUCGAAAACCUUCAGCUUCAAGUUAAGAUUCUUGAAAAACAAGUGGAGCUCGAGAAACAGCAUCUGCCCUCACAGCAGUCCGAGUCCGAAGAUGAUAGUCAACAGUCAAGGAUCGUCCCUCACCGUCCUGCACUGAUGGUGGUGAAGGAGGAGAAUCUCAGGAGGGAAAGGCAACCGAUGAAGAUCAACCAAGUUGAGAUAACCGGCGGGACAGGGACAGGCACAAGAGGAAAGCAUUUGCUUGGCAGUGAAGAUCGAAUUCAAAAACCCUCUCCUCAGCCAGCAGGAAAGUCUUUGAACAUCUUUCGUGAUCUGCAUUCAUCACAAGACGUGGUUGACCAAUGGCUGAUCAAGUUGUUUCAAGAAAACAAGCAUGAGGAUUUUGUCCAGAGACAUCAGGAAGAGGUUAUCAAACUUUUCAAACAGAAUGACAUCACGGGGGCUGAUUUGAGGGAAAUGACGAUGGAAGAUCUGAGGAAUGAAAUCUGCAUUCCCAGCCUUGCUAUGCGGAAGUUCUUGUUCAAACAGAUUUCAGCAGCGCAAAUGAGAGGAGGACAAGUGAACAUCAGUGUGUCAUCUCAUAUCGGACCCUCCGACCCUCCUGCCGCUCACAACAAAGACGACACUUCAUCACAAGCAAGAAGCAACCGGCGAAUGGAGGACUGUGUGGAGCGACAAGAGUUCCACGAGAUACUGAAAACCCUCGGGGUGCUUGGUAAGUUGCAGCCGGCACAAGCAGACAUCAUGUUCGACGACAGCAUGAAAGCAAACAAGUUCUCGAAUUCGUCGGGGUUAGACUGGACUGGCUUCCGCAACGCCAUGUCCUUGGUCGGCAACGAGCUCAAACUCGAUCUUGAUGACAUCAAGAUGUGGCCCUUGCAGCUUCAAAGUCGUUCCCUAUGA